Dicentrarchus labrax (European seabass) is the source of this 7118-nucleotide messenger RNA. It is a transcript of the gene zfpm1, whose product is annotated as zinc finger protein, FOG family member 1. The record is from RefSeq and is a predicted model, not a curated record. The transcript has 9 exons. Gene Ontology annotation, biological process: megakaryocyte differentiation; negative regulation of transcription by RNA polymerase II; erythrocyte differentiation. Gene Ontology annotation, molecular function: RNA polymerase II-specific DNA-binding transcription factor binding. Gene Ontology annotation, cellular component: nucleus. Bases 547 to 4476 code for a protein of 1309 amino acids. NCBI's taxonomy places the organism in Eukaryota, Metazoa, Chordata, Actinopteri, Moronidae.
CAGAGUUGACUGUAGCGCUCGAGCUCCAUUGAAAGUGGCUCCCCGGUUCAGAGACAGUGCUGGUGGACAAGGGGGCGGACCGGCGAGAGGAAACUUGACAGAAAACAAUAGCAGUCACUCCGCUGACCUCCACAGAACUGUUGUGACUUAUCACUGUUAACAUUUCUGAAGACAGUGCAACUGCGCUGGCUGACAGACGCGCUAGCGGUUGUGGCGGAGGCGCGCCCAGCGAAGGAAUAACGUUAGCAGGAAAACGGAGAGAAAGAUUGAGGUGAAGGCACGUUCUGGGAAAGAAGAAAAGGAGGGCAGCGACAAGCGGGCGGACUCAGCUACAGGUAGCCCCGCGUUAGCUGUCGUGGCAGAAGAUAUCAAAGUGCAGGCGGGUCAUGCGGAUUUCUCCGGUCGCUGGUCGGAGCGCCGCGUCGCAGCAAUAAACGGUGGGGAGAGAGAAGAAGAAGAAGAAGCAGAAAACAGAAGAACCACACCGCUUCUCUGCCGCUCUAUCAGCCCGUCCAAGCGGGCUUGUUGUCACAGGGAAGGGCAGCCAUGUCCCGGAGAAAGCAGAGCAAACCCCGGCAGAUAAAGCGUUCCCCCGGGGAUCUUGACGGUGGUGAGGAAAACACAGCGGACAACCUCAGCCUAUCGGGAGAAGAGGGAGGAGCCUCGGACGCAGAUUCAGCAGAGGGCGACAGCUCCAGCCCCCCGCCUUACACACCACUUUACAACGAAGAGCCCAGGACGCAAGACUCUCGAGGAGGCCCAGACGAUGAAGACGAGGGCGGGGAGGAGCGAGGUUCGACACACAGCGGCAGGGAGGAGCAAGAGGAGGGCGUGGAAGAGGAGGAGGUGUUACACUGGAAGGGUCCAGAUGACCUGGAGUUAAGUGAGGAAGGUGGUGACAGCAGGGUGGUGGCUGCCAGGGACCUCCAUCCAGACAUAACAUGGGGCCCCUACCCAGGAAUCCUUCAAUCAGAGGGCAGCACAGAUGAUCAGGAAACAGAGAACUCCAGGUUGACUCUGGUGUGUGAAGAUCCAGACUGUUGGAUUAGUCUGCUCCCUCUGACCUCUGACGCCUCAGCUGCCAACUGCACCAUCUACGGCCAAGGUGAGGAAUUGUUCUGUAAGGUGACCAGAGAGCUUGUGUCUGGUGAAAGGCUCUUGGCUUCCCUGUUGCCUCCUCCGGACUCCUCCUCCUCCUCCCCGUCGGCCCAGCUCUCUCCUCCGCUCAGCCUCGUCACUCAGAAACAACCUGUGGUAAAGGAGGAGCCGCUGUACCCUGCGGCGCUGCACUCAGACAUCCAGCUCCUCCCACAGCAAGCUGGCAUGGCCGCCAUCUUGGCUACAGCCGUUGUCAAUAAGGACAUUUUCCCUUGCAAGGACUGUGGGAUCUGGUAUCGCAGUGAGAGGAACCUGCAGGCACACCUUAUGUACUACUGCGCCAGCCGUCAGAAGCAGCCGGCUGCAGCCUCAUCCCCCCCACAAGACAAACCCAAGGAGUCCUACCCCAAUGAACGCAUCUGCCCCUUUCCACAGUGCAACAAGAGCUGCCCCAGUGCCAGCUCACUGGAGAUCCACAUGCGCACACACAGUGGUGAGCGUCCAUUUGUCUGCCUCAUCUGUCUGUCAGCCUUCACCACUAAAGCAAACUGUGAGCGCCACCUGAAGGUCCACACCGACACACUGAACGGGGUGUGUCAUGGCUGUGGCUUUGUCUCCACCACUAGGGACAUCCUCUACAGCCAUCUGGUCACCAGCCACAUGGUUUGCCAGCCUGGAUCUCGCAGUGAAGUCUACUCCCCAGGGCCAGGCCUUCCCAAGCUGCCUCUGUCCACUGGUCUCAGUCCAGGAGAUUCUGGUGUGGUGCUGAAGUGUCAAGUGUGUGGCCACAACUCUGACUCCCCUGCCCAGCUUCAGCAGCAUGUACGAACCCACCUAGAGGUCAGGGUCCCAGCCGAAAGGAGCCCCACCCCUCGCCAAAGUACCCCAUCAUCAGUUGACCACCCCCAGGUCCAGCUGUCCCCCGAUGAGAGGGAACCGCUAGCUUGUGUCCCCAAGCCAGACUCAUCCAGCCCGGGCGCAAACGGUGGCUCAGCAACGCCUCGAGACUAUAGUCCUCCUAAUGCCCCAGCCAUUGACCUAAAAAUAAAAGAGGAGCCUCAUUCAGAUACUGAAACAGAAGAGCAACAAAUGGAGAUUAAGGAGGAUGGAGAGGAGGAGGAGGUUGGUGGAGAGGAGGGUGAUCAAGAAGCAAGAAAAAAGGCGAUGGAAGAGCAGGUUGCCACCUCCUGUCAGACAUCAAACUCUCCAAAGAGUCCAGCUACCACAACUGUAAAGGCAGAACCAACUAGUCCCACCCCUGGUUCUAGCCCUGCCCAUGUGGGUGGUACAGGGUCAGUUCUCCCAGGAGGAGCAAUGUUCUUGCCUCAGUACAUGUUUAACCCAGAGGCAGCCAUUUUGCCUCAGGCUUCGGAGAUACUGGCUAAAAUGUCAGAGAUGGUCCACAGCCGUCUGAAACAGGGCCAGACAGUUCCUCAGAACAACCCAGCGGCCUUCUUCCCAUCUGGACCGACUCCACCUACAGCCACAGCCACUCCUCCUCACAAAGGAGCCACCUGCUUUGAGUGUGAUAUCACCUUCAACAACAUUAACAACUUCUAUGCACAUAAGAGGCUGUACUGCUCCAGUAGGCACCACGGAGAAGGUGCAACCUCAGCUUCAGGCCCUGGAUCAACAAGGGAUGCACCCCCAGCCACGGUGCCUUCUAGUGGGGCACAUGGCUCGACCGCAUCUCCUCAGGGUGGAGCAGCAAGUAGAGCAGCCUCUGCUUCUCCUUCUGACUCUGACCCUCCUGCAGGAAGUGGAGCACCAGAAUCUAGAAAGGUGGUGGAAGUGAAGACAGAAACCCCUGUGGGGAGAGAGGGAAUAUCUUCCUCUUCUGAAGGGGAAGGUGGAGGCGGAAGUGUGGGUGGAGGAGGUAGAGUAAGCGAAGGCAGCCAAAGUCCUGCUAGUGGUUCUGCAGAAGAUCUAGAAGACGAUCCCAACAGAACCUUUUGCGAGGCCUGCAACAUCCGCUUCAGUCGCCAUGACAACUAUACUGUUCACAAACGCUUCUAUUGUGCGUCCCGCCAUGACCCAUCCAAUCACCGAUCCAUACACAUGACCAAGGCAACCACCACAGCAGCCUUCCUUCCCCAGCCCAUCCGUACACGCAAGAGGAAGAAGAUGUAUGAGAUUCACAUGGCCAGAACUGAAGCCUUAGCUAACGCUGCUGCUGCUGCUGCCGCUGCUGCCACUGCUGCUGCUGCCUCUGCCCCGUCUCCCUCUGUUCUGGGCUUGGCAGUAAAGCAAGAAGUUUCUCCCAGUGCGGCAGGCAGCUCCAGCCCUGAAGGAGAUGGCCCGAUUGACCUGAGCAAGAGGCCACGUCUGAGAGAGGUUCCACGUCACAGCAGUAGCAGUAUUCUCCCUGCCCUGCCUCUUAGUGACUACCACAAGUGUACCGCCUGCAGUAUAAGCUUCAACAGCAUUGAGAACUACCUGGCUCAUAAAACGUACUAUUGCCCUGCCACCACCCUCCAGCCCCACACCUUGGAGCAGCUUCAUAGGCUCAAGAGAUCGGCCUCUACCUCUCCCAAAAGCAGGCCUCAGCAGGAGCGCCCAGAUCUUCUGCACCCUAUGGAGGCUAAAGCUCUCCCUGCCGAGUGGGUUGCCCAGGCUCAAGGCACAUCAUCUAGUCCUCACCCCUCUGCCUUACCUGCCUCCAACACCACAUCUCCGCCCCAUACGACCACCACACUUGCAGCCACCCCAGGAGCUGGAGCCAAAGGUGUAGGCACCAGUUCCCCUCAGGUGAUCUGCCCAUACUGCCCUAACAGGCUCAUCACCUGUGACCUGAUGGAGCACUUCAAGACUACCCACGGCCUGGUUGUAACCAUUCAGCCACCCCAGGAGGCCCUACCCCAGCCAGGCAGUGCAGUCAGCCGCAGCCCCAGCCUUAGUCCCGGGGAUGGAGCUACUGCAACCACUUCCACCACCCCAACCAGCCAGCCCAGACUGGUCCCCCGCGUGCACAGAGACAGCAUCAAUGGGCAGGCAAGGAGUGGUACAACUUCUCCUGUCUCCCCAAUGGUAAACGGCAGCCCUUCAGCUGGGGAUGGAUCACCUUUGGCCAGCUCACCUCUGCCUGUGUCUCCCCCAAGGGCUCCCUCUCUAACUUUGUCACCUGUGCCUGAGGUCCUGAGAGAGACGGUGGGGUCAUCCCAUCUUCCAAACAAGGCCACCCCAACCACGGCCUGCCAUCCUGUCCCCACACCCCAGCCUGCCCCCAUCACUGGCCCUAAAACCACAGUGAUCUCCCCUGUCCAGAACGGUAACUCCCGCUUCUGUCGGCUGUGCAACAUCAAGUUCAGCAGCCUCUCCACAUUCAUAGCUCAUAAGAAAUACUACUGCUCUUCCCACAGUGCAGAACACGUCAAGUGAGCCAAGCAAUUCUCCUCUUCCUCCCCCCUACCCUUCCUUUAUCUUUAUUCUGAGUGGAGGCUUUCCUUCCCUAAGUUCCAAGAAGCUCAGAUGUCCCUCCUCCUCUGCCAGUCCUCCUACAUGGGUGCCAAAAUGGCACUCAGCUGGCAUGAUCAUGAAUGACAAUGAAUGACUGUUACUCACCUGGCAGGGCCUGAUGCCCACUGCUCCAGAGCAGAAUUUGCAGGUGGUGUUACUAACAUAUAUUAACUGAUAUUCCUCCUCCUAUGGGUCAAAGUUUGUAGUACACUAAGAGCUGAGACGGAUUCUACCUGCACACACUGGUGUGCCCUCGUCCCAUUGAUCACUCUGUCUUAGUACCCCAGUCCCCAAUUCAACAUUUACCACUCCCAGGCCUCACAGUAUGUUGCAUUAUGGGACGUUAAAAAGAUCUAUGUAAACAACCACUUUUCUGUCUCUCUGUUGAACUGAGUUUAUAAUGGCAGUAAUUAGAUUCUGAUUCAGGCAUUUCGGACUGAUGAUGAUUCAGUAAUGAUGAUGCUGAUUAUGAUGAAUCUUCGGUCUUUUCCUGAGCUCUUAAUGUUCCAGACCUAAACGGAGGAAUCAUUUAUCUUGUGUGGAAAAGACUUGAUCAUUGUUAAUGUUUUUAUUUGUGCAUAGUGUAUGAUGUCUGAAAAAAAGAAUUCUAUAAUGCUUUUGGUUUCAACACUGGCUCUUUUUUUGCUUUCUAGAGAAGCAAAAGCGUUUUUAGCUGAAAAAGAAAUAUGCGGUAUCACAAUGUUACUAAUUACUGAAGGAUAAUAUUUCAAAAUGGACAGUUUUUCUUUUCUUUCAUACACACAAUUUUUUAUUUUCUCUUUAAAAUGCAAGGGAGAAAAAAAAAGUGAAAUAUUUAUCUUCUAUCUUUUAGUCCUCACUGAUUUCAUGUCAACAGAAAACUACCUACCUGGUGUCUGAGAGUAUUUGUAUUUUUUAUUUGUAUAUUUUUCAUACUGUUGGAAGGAACUAUUUGGAUCUGGGUGUGUUGAAGUGUAUUUUCUAAGUGUAGAUAUGUAAUAUCUUCUCACAGUAAUCACUGGGAUCACACUGAACUUUAUUAUCAUGUUAGCAUUUGGUGUUCUGUUUAUGUAGUCUUUAAUUGAUGGUGAGGUCUGAAAACCAGCGCUGUGUUUAUUUUUAUCCCCUCUCGUACCUUGCUACACGAUAAGAUCAGAACAGCUUCCUCACUUACAGUUUUUCACAUCAGAAGGUUGAAGAGAGCACUUCUGAUAACGUUUAUACUUUAGUGAGAAUGAUGUAGCCUCCCAGAAUUUAGGUUAUACAAAAUUCAAAUGUAUCUUUAGUUAACCAGCCUCCACACCAUGAAAAGUCUGACCUUUAAGAGUAUACAGCUUUACAUUCUUUGUUGCAAACGGCCGUUUCAGACGUAUACUGAGGGAUACAUAAAACACAUCGAUGUCUAAUACUCAUAUUAAAAGAUGGUAUUUUUCUUUUUAAUGGCUGUGUUUCUGUCCGGCAGUGAAGGUAUAGCAGGGAAUGGUCCCGUCUUAGCGUAACACCUCACACAAUAGAGUAAGCACAUGUAUAAUAACCACUUAUUGUGGACCUUUGUGUGUGAGAGAGAGGCUGCACUCUUCCUCUCUCACUUUAUUGCUCUCACACUCAUGCACACAUACUCACACGCAGUUUACACCACACGUUCCCAUGCUGCUGUUGCAGUUGCAAUACAUAUUCAUUUGAACUGUGAAAUCCUUUUUUUCCCAAUAUUGACGCACACCUCCCCAUAUAAGACUCAUCUUACAUCAUUUAAGGCCCAGACAUCAUUUUGAAUUGAAGCUGCCUUUAGCCAAUAUUGCAACCAGAUGCUGAAUGGAUUGAACUCUUGUCAGUACACAAGAGACCAAUCCUCAAUUUUUGAUGAAAUGCUAAUAUGUCUAACUGUAAAGCUACAAACACAGGACAGGUCUGGACCUUUGUUUAUUCAGUAGUAGCAUUAAAACACCUACACAUACAUACAUAUACCCCAUUUGUCUCUUCCCAACUGGAAACCAAAUGUAAAAGUGAAGGAUUUUUUUUCUUAUUUUUUUUUACAUAAUUCAAAAUUACUGGUUGAUUUUCUGCUCUGCUGUAGUGCAGCACUGUACCAGACACAUCUUACUACUAAGUGUUUACAAUUGUGCUGGUCUAUCUCUCUCACUUCCUGAAGGUAGAUGGAAGAAGCAGAAGAAAGUCACAGAGUCAACUAGUCACAAAUUGAGGAACUGAGUGCUGGAAAAUCAUCCUUUAAACCUACCCCCAUUUAAUUGCACUGUGUUGUAUAAAAAUGUGCUGAAUGUUUUAGUUUUAGGGACAUUUUUUGUAAUGUAUUUAUGUUAUGCAGAACUUUUCCCCGUCCAAAAUGCGUCAUCGUUCUACCUUGAAGGACUUUCUGAAAGAUUUUAACCCUUGCAGAAAACUCUUCUUUUUUUUUUCUUAGUGGCAAACAUGUUUUCUUAAUGAUUCCUCUGAUGUCCAGUCCGUAAUGGAGAAAAUCACAACGAAUGUCAAAACUUUUAUUUCCAUAUUUUUAAUUUCAUUUCAGUUCCACUACACUCUUGUCCAAACUAUGCAUGGGAAAUAAAAAAAGUUCUGAGAGACACUGA